Molecule: messenger RNA, 3481 nt
Organism: Patiria miniata (bat star)
Lineage: Eukaryota; Metazoa; Echinodermata; Asteroidea; Valvatida; Asterinidae
Product: MANSC domain-containing protein 1-like
Exons: 8
Coding region: 116-1906 (596 amino acids)
Source: RefSeq, a predicted model, not a curated record
GGGAACGAGUUACAAUUAGGUCACAAAAUGGCGACGCGAUGCGAGUUGCGAGUGGCGUAAACUCUCCAGUUCCACUGCUUCCACUAGAUGAUGUACAUACUUGUACAACACUCAUAUGUCUGUAUUUUUUGGAACGAUUGAUGUUUCUCAUUGCUCGUUUUACACAGCGUCAAGUGUGAUGCAUCUCCAAAUGUUCAUCAGAGCAGCCAUCUUGGUUACGUUGGUUGCCUUAGCAGCCAGUCUAGACUGUAGCUAUGAUGACCAAGAAGGAUACAUCAUUGAUAUCCACAACUCGGAGAAAAAUGGAGCAAUUUUUAUGUCCGACGUGAACACUGUGACAAGAGAGAGCUGCCAGAAUGCUUGUUGUGAUGCAGAGGAAGUGACUCUGGAAGACGGCAGCAUAGCCUGGUGUAAUCUAGCUGUUUACCAUGACAAAAGCAGGGACAGGAAAUCCAAGAACUGCUUCCUUGUCUUCUGUCCAUCAGAGAAUUCCUGCCGACUGACAAAAGUGAAAGGUUUUACCUCCAGCUAUGUGACAGAAACGAUGGUCGAAGAGACAACUGACCCCGAGGCCUUUGCAAACAGACCUCCCAAUCCCAAGUUUUACCGCCCCGACCUACCCAUAAAUUUCCAUAAGUUAUUCAGGAGAAGUAACUCUGACAAGAAGACUGAGACUGAUGCUGGUGAUGCUGCAAAACAAACUAAGAUGGUCUUGGAAUCUGCCAAGAAGCUCUUGGAUGUUAAAGUAAUGCCUGCAGUCGAUGGGGAAGACAAGCAGAUGGCCGCCGAAGAAGAGAAUAUCCUGAGUGAAAUAGCCCAGGGCGCUCUCCAAAGCAUGGAAAAAAGGGCAAAGGGCUCCAAGAAUGACAUACCAUACCUCACCACACCGGUUGUUUAUGUAGAAACGACAAGCAAGCAACCACAGAAAACAGCAAGACCAACCACUUCCAAAGUAAAAAUCACUACUCAGAGGCCUACUGCUAAAAAGACAUCUACUCGUAUCUCCCAAACUGAAUCUCCAACACAGAAGACGACCUCUAUGAAACUGACAGAAGGAACUCGAACCAGCACACAACCAUCGACCAAGAAGCAAGAGACUAUCAAGCCAAUAAUAUCCUCUCACAGGCCCACAACGGCAGCUGCCACCAACCCAUCUACCUCCCCCUUACUUGCUAAAUUAACCACCUCUGGUAAUAAAACCCCUCUGGUAAUUACUAGUACCCCAUCAGGAACCCCUCGACCCACUUCACUUUCCCAGCCACAGGGUACCUCUCAGCACCCAGUAACCCUUACUGCAAGUACUAAGGGUCCCUCACCUGGAACCUCCAGUGCCAAAGCUCUAACAUCUCCUUCCUCCCUUGCAACUGCCCCUUCCACUAAGCCACCCUCGGGUAGCACAGCAGCGCAUUCUACCAGUAGCACCACCACCAAAUCAUUGGGAACAUUGGCGACUUCCAGUUCACCACCGUCAAAUGUUCAUAGCGUUACCACUGAGCCAUCAUCAACCCAAGAAACAACUCGGUCUUCCACACUUCUUCCCGAGAAUGAGUCCACUUUGUCUCCCAGUACUAAACAGUCAACUCCAAUUCCUGAUUCUACAUCUCCAUUUAAGACAACUCCGUCCAUACCUGCCAGCAUCUCCAUGGAUAAUCAAAGCUCUUCAUCCAUCCUGUUCAACGAGACCAAUAUUUCCGAUGACUUAGCCACGGAUGUUGAUUCUGAAGAUGGGCAAGAUUCCUCCGAAUACAGUGUUAAUGCCUCAAAUGGAGCCUUGAUAGCAGCAGUGUGCUUCGGUGUUAUCUUUCUCCUGGCUGUUAUGGUGGUCCUUGGUAAGCAUUGGUAUGAAGCAUACCAACGUAGACAUUACUCUAAAGUAGACUAUCUGAUCAAUGGAAUGUACAACUAAAUGACAUGAUCACAUGAGUUAAUCAUGAGGCAGCAAUACUAUGUUAAUAGCAAUAAUGAUAAAUAAUUUGGACUUGACAUGUUAAACUUAACUGUUGGUUUGAAAUUCACUUGAACACAUUUUUCUUUUCAUAAACUUACAUAAAGAAAUGUUUAACCAGCCAAAAAUCUUUCAAUGAUCAAUUUUCUUAACUUUAGUGUAGCUUCAUUAAAAUAAAAUACUUCACUUCAGAUUUCCAUUGCGCUUAUGAAAUUGUUUUCCUUUCCAUGUUUGCACAAGGAUGUGCAACUGGUGAGAAAUAGUGUUCGUGUUAAUUUCGCUAAAGGCAGACUUUAAGUAAGAUGAUUAACCAUGAUUAGAAAAACAUUUAUUGUCAUACCUCUGUCUUGAAUGCCCUAUUUUCAUUGGCCUAGAACGAUCACGUGUUAAAUGUAUAAAAAGUCAUGGCACACUCCUUGUGGGAUAUCACGCAUGUGAUAUCCCACAAGGAGUGUGCUAUGACUUUUGUACAUCUGGUGUGAAACGCUUGUAUCUUCGGUACCCAUCCUAUUUUCACCAUGUUUUCACACAUGAGUGGGAGCAGCAAACUAGCAGACGAUUAGCUGUUUCGAGCACGUUUCGAGCACGUGACAUGCAUGUGAGUUGGCGUUCGAUUGUCACGAUUGUUGUGUUUACUGCUGUUUGUUUUGAUUUUUACAUCAGAAUCCAAGACGGAGGUAUAAAGAAACAAUUAUUGACUGCUGUGAUGUGGGAUAUGACAUUUUUAACACCCUCGGGGCGCAUAGCACCCUCGGGUGUUCAAAACGUCAUAUCCCACAUCGCAGCGGUCAAUAAUUGCUAAAUAUCACUAAACAUUCCAUAUAUGGAUUAUUUUGAUAGAAUGGAAUACCAGAGACUUGUGUAUUUUUGUGACGUAUCUGAACUGUCAAAUAUGACAAUCGGUUCAGUAGAACAGUUUCACCUGGUCGUUUUGUUCUUGUUUUGUCAGACGUAGAGUCGGAGUAGAAUGUAGGGUUUAUCUAAAUAUUAAAAUGAUUGAUAUGUACUUCAGAAAGAUUUGUGUGUAUAUAUAUUAGCAGUAUUUAGUUAAGUAUUUACGUAAAUUCUUAAUGUUGCUAUUUUAUAGUGUGUAAAUUUUGUAGAAAAUUGACAUAUUGUAUGCCUUUUUUCAAAUUUUCUUUGUGGACAGUUUUAUUGUUUAGUACUUGACUUAUUUUAAUUUUCAUUAUUUAUUCUUGUAGUAUAUGGUCAUCUGACUUUGUCUGUUUGAGGUCACAUUCUUUUGUAUUCAUGUGGUGUUUAGACAAUAUAUUUUUCUUCAAAUUACUUGAUUUAAAUUUUAUAAGUGAUUUUGGAAUAAGGUCACAAAUUUCUAUAUUGCAUAAUGCAAGAUAUUCAAUAUUGAUAAAUAAGUGCAAUUAUGGAGUUAAAUUUUUAGGAAUCUGUGAAUAUAAAAUGAUUGCAAAAAUUGUUUAUUUACUUUACCAAAAAUCUGUAUUUCUUUAAAUGAAUUAAAUAUGGGAUUAGAAUGGUGUAGCAUUGGUGAAACUACCAAAUAAAUUUUAAAAAAACCUA